GCGGCGAUCGGGGCGGGGAUCGCGGCCGGGGCUCCGGGCGCCGCGGCGGGGCCAUGAAGGACUGCGAGUAUCGGCAGAUCCCGCCCGGAGCAGCGGCCGCAGGCCCGGGCCCGGGCGGGUCGCUGUCGCCGUCGCCGCCGCCGGCGGGGCCCGGAGCGGCACAGCGGCCCCGCAGGAAGUGGGAGGUGUUCCCGGGCCGCAACCGCUUCUACUGCGGCGGCCGCCUGAUGCUGGCGCGGCACAGCGGCGUCUUCGCCCUCACGCUCGGCCUCAUCCUGGCCACCAGCGGCCUCUUCUUCGCCUUCGACUGCCCCUUCCUUGCCAGUCACCUGACCCUGGCCAUCCCCAUCAUCGCCGCCAUCCUCUUCUUCUUUGUCAUCAGCUGCCUGCUCCAGACAAGCUUCAGAGACCCAGGGAUCCUGCCCAGAGCCACCCCCAGUGAGGCUGCAGACCUGGAGAAGAGAAUUGACAGCAUGGGCAGCUCCACGUACCGUCCUCCAGCCCGCACCAUGGAGGUGGUGAUCAACAAGUACGUGGUGAAGCUCAAGUACUGCUACACCUGCAAGAUGUUCCGGCCGCCGCGCACCUCGCACUGCAGCGUCUGCGACAACUGCGUGGAGAGAUUCGAUCACCACUGCCCCUGGGUGGGCAACUGCGUGGGCAAGCGCAACUACCGCUACUUCUACGCCUUCAUCCUGUCCCUGUCCUUCCUCACGGCCUUCAUCUUCGCCUGCGUGGUCACCCACAUCACCCUGCGCUCUCAGAGGGAUGGGUUCCUGGCCACUCUGAAGACAACCCCUGCGAGUGUGCUGGAGCUGGUGAUUUGUUUUUUCUCAGUCUGGUCUAUUUUGGGCCUCUCAGGUUUUCACACUUACUUAGUCGCCUCCAACCUGACGACGAAUGAAGAUAUCAAAGGGUCCUGGUCAAACAAGAGGGGCUCGGAGUUUGCCAAUCCCUACAGCCAUAAAAGCAUCCUCACCAACUGCUGUGCAGUGCUCUGUGGGCCAUUCCAUCCCAGUUUGAUAGACAGAAGAGGAUUUAUCCAGCCAGAUGUGGGGACCCCCUCCAGUCCCAAGAGUGAAAUCCCUUCCUUUGGAGCCAAAACUGACAGCAGCAUGGUAGGAGGCAUUCCCUAGCAGUGCUGUGAUGUUCCCAGUGCCUGCUGUGCCUGCACCUUGCUCCAGCCAGUCCCUUCCCCUGGCACAGCCCUGGCACCCAGAGCUGCCAAAGACUCGAGCCAUGUGUUGCCUUCUUUUUUUUUUUUUUACAUUUAUUUAUUACUUUUUGUGUAUUUGUUUCACUGUGAAGUGGCCUGUCAGGGGUUUUGCCUGACAGAGCCCAGCCUGUGGGACCCUUGGGCUGGUGCUGGGAGCAGGGGGGUGCCAGAGCCCUGAGCUCCAGCAUUGCUAUGAUUCCUGCUGGGAACGAGGUGGGCACUGACAAAUGAUCCUACUGGGGCUAGGCUGGAGGAGCUGGUGUGUGCCUGGUGUCCCUGUUCCCCUGGGCCCCCUGGGAGCUGCUCUGGCUCUCAAGCUGCAGCAGCUCUCCCUCUCCUUGGUAAGCUGGGCUGUUCAGCUGGGAGGCAGUGAGGAUGUCCUGGGUAGUCCCUGCUGGUGCUGUUUUCUGGCUGGGGCUGUGUUUUGGCCCUGCCAGUUGGCCAGACACGUUUUGCAGCAAGGACACGAGUCAGGGGACCCUCUAAUGGGGAAGAGGGAACACUCUGUGCUCUGUGACUCUCAUGAGAUGCAGGUCACAGGGGGUCAGGACUGGGAGCUGGAGCUCCCAGGGUUGUAUUCUGUCUAUGGGAGACCAAAAGGCAAUAGAGAAGUGUGUGAAUUCCUGAGGGUCACACCCUUGGCAGAGGAAGCAGUGAGGGGGUGCUGCUCUCUGAACAGCCCUUGGUUUGUUUCCUGACCAGCAGCAUCCCCAGGGCUGUCCCCAUGCCCUGGGAGCCAUCCCAGCUCUGCUCCAUGAGCACCACUCUGCACCCAGCUGUCCCUGGGGGGAAGGGAGAGUCACAAACCUUGUAGCAAUACUUGAAUCAUGUUCCUAAAAGCUGCUGGAUAUUUUUGCACAAUUUGUUGGACCUUUUUUCUACGUGGAUCGUUUUGUGUCCUGUGCAGAGGCUCACUGUGCUGAGCUGCCUGUCAUGUUUCCUGGGGUCAGACAGACCAGUUUCAGCCUGGGGCAGGGCAGCACAUUUUGGGGGGCAGCCCAGCCCCCCUGAGUUCACCAGCACCGUGCUCUGCACUCUGCAAGCGCCUGUGCCAGGGGGAUGGCAGAGGAGCAGUGAGGAGGGGGGUUACCAGGGGCCAGACUCCUUCCUGUUUUUAUUUAAACCAGUUUCCUUUGUUACUCAAUAAAAUUCUAUUUUUAAAGA
Oenanthe melanoleuca is the source of this 2380-nucleotide messenger RNA. It is a transcript of the gene ZDHHC18, whose product is annotated as zinc finger DHHC-type palmitoyltransferase 18. NCBI's taxonomy places the organism in Eukaryota, Metazoa, Chordata, Aves, Passeriformes, Muscicapidae. The record is from RefSeq and is a predicted model, not a curated record. Gene Ontology annotation, molecular function: protein-cysteine S-palmitoyltransferase activity. The transcript is spliced from 8 exons. Gene Ontology annotation, biological process: peptidyl-L-cysteine S-palmitoylation; protein targeting to membrane. Bases 54 to 1136 code for a protein of 360 amino acids. Gene Ontology annotation, cellular component: Golgi apparatus; endoplasmic reticulum.